GAGGCAACUCCGACUAAGGAGGUCGCCAUGUUUAGUGAAUCAACGCAACCAACUGAAAUUCCUGUCCGUCUUCGCGCGAAACUCCACAGAAAUCUCCCGGUUCCAAGGAACUGAACGCGCCAAUAUUUAAUUCUUGUCCAGUUUAAGAAACACAGAACCACACAGAUGCACCAUGCUUAAGUUAUUUUCCUUAAAACAGGAGAAAAAAGACGGAGAAGCAGCCGGAAAGAACGCGGGUGUCAAUCAAAAAAGAGCUUCGGCGGCGCAGUUACGAUUCACGAAAGAUAUUAACGACCUUAACCUUCCCAAAACCUGCCGGAUAGAAUACCCAGAUCCAGAUGACAUACUCAACUUUAAACUUGUAAUUACACCAGAUGAGGGGUUCUACAAAAAUGGAAGAUUCUAUUUCAGUUUUAAGAUUGGACCCGGGUACCCUCACGAUGCACCCAAAGUCAAGUGUGAAACGAUGGUUUACCACCCAAACAUCGAUCUCGAAGGAAAUGUCUGUUUAAAUAUAUUAAGGGAAGACUGGAAACCUGUACUCACAAUCAAUUCAAUCAUCUACGGACUUCAAUUUCUUCUUUUGGAACCCAACCCAGACGACCCUCUCAACAAAGAAGCAGCAGAAGUCCUUCAAAACAACAGACGACUCUUUGAGCAGAACGUCAACAAGUCCAUGCGAGGCGGAUACGUCGGUAGCCAAUACUUUGAACGAUGCCUCCAAGUAUGAUGGUGUCAGUCUGUCUGUCUACUUCCAUGUCUGUGUGUGUGUAUGUCUGACUCUCAUUGAAUGGAUAGAUCCAGAAGCCACGCCCACUAUGACAUCACCAGGUGACUGACCAAUGACAUCUAUGCUUGCACACUCUCCUCAUUAGCCGUUUCAUCCCACCACGAACCUAACUAGGGGAACGUACACCUGUGUCACAUUUUCAGUAUUUUGUGCAAAAAUCUUGAUUUCUCUAUAAAUUUGUCUAAUAGAUUAGAUAUUUGGGAGGGUUGACUUGGCACAAUACUGUUGCUACUUGGUGGGUGUGGCUACUACUCGGAUGUGGCCACAUUGUGGGUGUGGCUAAUUUGGGAUGUUGCUACUCUUGUGGAUGUGGCUACAUUAUGGGUGUGGCUACUCUGAGAAUGUGGCUACAUUGUGGGUGUUGCUGCUCUGUGUGUGUGGCCACUAUCUAGAUGUGGCUACAUGUGGGUGUGGCUACAUUGUGGGUGUGGCUACUCUGGGUGUGGCUACUCUGGGUGUGGCUACUCUUGGUGUGGCUACUCUGGAUGUGGCUGCUUUAUGGGUGUGGCUACAAUGUGGGUGUGGUUAUGUUUUGGGUGUG
Messenger RNA from Patiria miniata (bat star), 1331 nucleotides. RefSeq names its product NEDD8-conjugating enzyme Ubc12-like (gene ube2m). NCBI's taxonomy places the organism in Eukaryota, Metazoa, Echinodermata, Asteroidea, Valvatida, Asterinidae. The record is from RefSeq and is a predicted model, not a curated record. The transcript has 6 exons. Bases 173 to 730 code for a protein of 185 amino acids.